This is a messenger RNA of Leptidea sinapis, 1050 nucleotides long. RefSeq names its product trypsin, alkaline C-like. The coding region runs from base 49 to 1023 and encodes 324 amino acids. Gene Ontology annotation, molecular function: serine-type endopeptidase activity. Lineage: Eukaryota; Metazoa; Arthropoda; Insecta; Lepidoptera; Pieridae. The record is from RefSeq and is a predicted model, not a curated record. The transcript is spliced from 8 exons. Gene Ontology annotation, biological process: proteolysis.
GGUAUUGGGUACAUUUGUGUCACUUAUCGGUUUAGUUCGUGUUUUAAAAUGUUGUGCGCGCUUAUCAUAUUUGCGAUACUUCCUCUAUCAUUUGGAGAGGAAUUUAAUCUCCAUAUUGUGGAUCUGAAUAAUAUUAAUGCCAACGUGAACGACUCAUCAACGAGGAUUAUCGGAGGGACCCCGACUACGAUAGAGCGAUAUCCUUACACAGUACAGGUGCUAAGCAGCAGACAACUGACUUGCGGAGGAUCACUGCUCACCAGGAGACACGUGCUUUCUGCUGGUCACUGUUUCGUUAACUCCAAUAACCAGGUCAUCAGUGCGUCAGUAUACAGUGUUAGAGUGGGAUCUACUUAUAUUAAUACAGGAGGUGCGAUAUAUAAUGUAGAAGGAAUCAAGAUCCACGAGCAGUACAACGUUCCUCUCCGCAACAACGACGUCGCACUUCUCCUGCUGGCCUCCUACGUCAGUCUAAGCAGCUCAGUGGCUGUUGCUUCCAUCCCAGUCCAAGGGUCGGUGGUUCCAGACAACGCGACAGUCACUGCUGUGGGAUGGGGAAGGACUAGCACUGAAAUAGAAGGUGCAUCCCUGUAUCUGAACGAGGUUAAUCUCCGGAAGGUGAACCUGUACACCUGCACGGAGAGGUAUGACUGGCUGCAGAGUCUCACUGGCGACCCCUACAUCGUCACUAACGAGAUGAUGUGUACUGGACUACUUGAUGUUGGCAACAAAGACGCAUGUCAAGGUGAUAGUGGGGGUCCGCAGAUUUACUCUGGAGUUGUAGUGGGGGUCACGUCCUGGGGUUACGGAUGCGCGCAACCCUUGUUCCCAGGGGUUAGUGCGAGGGUUUCACAGUACACAAACUGGAUAAACAAUACUAUACACAGUUCAUCGGUUUGGCAAAUAAGGGACACUAACAACCAUUCACAAAGUAUAGCAAAUUUACAAUGGAUGCAACUUUUAAGUUUAUCAAUAUUACCAAUGCUGUUAUCUAGAUCAAAUAUUAACGUUGUUUUAGUAUAAGUUAUUUAAUAUAAUAUUAUAAUAAAA